This is a messenger RNA of Geodia barretti, 1321 nucleotides long. Lineage: Eukaryota; Metazoa; Porifera; Demospongiae; Tetractinellida; Geodiidae. The record is from the annotation of a GenBank genome assembly.
GGGUAGUGCUUUUCAUUGUCCCUUUGGUCAUCUGUUGUUGUUUUUUUAGUGGGUGGGUGACGUAGGGGAGGAGGAACAACGUUGCGCAGCGCGCGUUUGAGCAAGUGCGUGUGAUGGCUGCCGAGGUUGGGUCUCAAGCUCCGUCGGUCCAGGGAGAGAGCGGCGCCCUCCCACAGCCGCGGCAGCUGCAGGACUCUGUAGAUAACCCGUUCGUGGUCCGCGACACGGCGACCGCCGGGCAACAUGCCGAUAAUGACGGAGGGAACGAUUCCUCUGCUCCUCUUCGGGUGCCUAUCCCCGCUGGGAGUAAUCAACCGCCUCCUCCUGCCUACACUGACGCCUUCAGGAGACCCGGUGAGCUAUUGUCCAUCAAUCCAACGUGUCCUUUGGUAAAAAGAGAAUUCCAUGCGGACGAAUGGAGAAACUGCUGAAAGUCGCUACACAGUGCGUGUCUAUAGUGUUACUAUCAUACUCCAGUGGUACGUGGGAAUGCCAGACCAAUAGAAGGUGAAGCGAGUCCACUGCUGAGCAGGCACUCCCGCAUGUCCACGGUGACUGGCGAGCGAGAACCAACUGUCGGAGAACACGUGAGGCAGCAAAGGGGAGUGGCCCGUGCCCUCCUACUCUGGCUCGGCAUCGGCCAGUGGUACUCUGGGCUCUGCAUCUUCUGCAGUUUCGUGUUUCUCACUGGUGGAAUUGUGCUAAUCACUUUGUCAUUUUUGACGCUGGACAAGUUGCAGCCAGUCAAGCUGGCUGUCGUGGCGUCAGGGAUCGUCUUUGUUCUGCUAAGUCUCCUCUGGCCGUGCGGUUGGCUGUGGAACCAGUGGAACAAGACCUGCGGCUGCAGCUAUGCCCCGUUUGUCGCCUACACCUGGACCCUCUCGCUCGUUUAUACUGCAGUCGUAGGGGCCCUCGUGUUCGGCGUAAACGAACACUACGACUGCAUUCACUACUGCAAAAACUGCACGUUUGAAAAGAGCGAGCGCUACCCGUGCGAAUUUGUUCAGAUGUCCCUGUGGACCAUGAUGACAAUGAUGGCGCUAAUGGUGGUCGUGGUGUUCGUCUCAUUCUGCUACUGCUGCUGUGGCUCAUCUUGCAAGAAGGAUUCCGGGCAGGGCUACACCACGUUGUGAUACAUGCCCUCACCUGGCCACUGAACGUGUGGAUAAAGAACAAAAAGCAAACUCUGUAGAUAAUUAGUGUUGUAACAUCCAGUAAAAGUUGUUAAUCAUGUGAUCUCUGAACUGAUAAUCAAAUGUGUACAUAGUAUCAAUGUGGUGUGUGUGUGUGUGUGGUGAAAAUGAUGGCUGUGCGCAAGAGU